Messenger RNA from Talaromyces amestolkiae, 2823 nucleotides. RefSeq lists its product as uncharacterized. The record is from RefSeq and is a predicted model, not a curated record. Gene Ontology annotation, biological process: DNA-templated transcription; regulation of DNA-templated transcription. Gene Ontology annotation, molecular function: zinc ion binding; DNA-binding transcription factor activity, RNA polymerase II-specific; DNA binding. Bases 1 to 2823 code for a protein of 940 amino acids. Lineage: Eukaryota; Fungi; Ascomycota; Eurotiomycetes; Eurotiales; Trichocomaceae. The transcript is spliced from 4 exons.
AUGUCAGAGGCCGCCACAAAUAAGUCUAGACCCGCUUCAACGAUCAGUGCGGGCGAUGAAAGUCUCGCUACAGGAGCGCAAUCAUCGCCUAGUAAGCGAACCCGACGCUCCCACGAGCCUUCGAUCUAUCAGUGUCGUAUAUGCCACCACUCAUAUGAGCGUGCGGAUAGACUUAGCCGCCAUUUGAAGUCCCAUGAAAAUGCACGGCGCUAUAUAUGCCACAUCUGCCAGAAAGGAUUCAACCGCGCGGAUCUGCUAGGUCGGCAUGUACUAACACACAAGCGGAAGAAAGCCAGUACAGGGUCGGAGUCGCUUAUCAACACACACAGAGCUGAAAGAACUUCGCAGGCCUGUUUCGCAUGUGCUACUGCCAAAGCCCGGUGUGAGGAGCAAAAGCCUUGUCAGCGCUGCCAAGCCAGAAAUAUCGAAUGCGAGAUACCCGGUCUUCCAACUCCUUCUCAAGAAAUUGAACAUGAUAAUUCCACGGAUGAUAAUGACCAGAGCUGUACAGCCCUUGGAUGGGCAGCAGGGUGCAACAGAGAAGAUUCUUCCGAGCAACAACCACAAGAGCGCCAGCAAUUCGACCCUUAUAUUACUCCCGAAGGGCAGCCAUCUGCGACAUUUACCAGUGAGCUUAGUGUUGGAUAUAGUGACUCUCAGGCACAGUCGAACGAUUCUACUUUCGUAUAUCCGUUUUCGGCUACAAUAGAUCCUUACAAUAUGCACAUACCACCAUUUUACGACAGUCAAUUCAUAUACGAAUCAGCAUUUGACGAUGUUAUAUUUACCCCGAACGUUCCACACUUCAAUUACCAGAAUAUGGAUUUGAGCUUUCACGGGCUAGCUUUUUCAAACCAGUUGUAUAACCCAUUUCAAUCACUUCAAUCGCGCACAAACGACCAAGCUGCCACAAUAGAACUUUCAGAGCGACCACGAUCUCGACCUACUAGGGAUGUACGAGCCGGUCGCGAAGCCUUCGCCCGGUCGCCGUGGUUAUUCACCCCGGCAUUGAGGGAUUACGUCUUUCGUGAUGCUGAGGAUCUAACACUUGACGAAAACAACAUUUCUUCAGCGCUUUCAGCGUUUUGGAACCUCACACCGGACACUCUUUGUAGCGAACUCCCGAUCUUCAACACUACAAAGCGCGAUGACAUGCAUUACCUUCUUUCAACUAUGAACACGUACACCCGGCGUAUCCCUCGGUUCCCUUCUAUUGAUAUUAUAAACAGCCUUGCCCAAGCAUUUCUAACAAGACAUGUGUCUCGGAUAGACAGCUGGCUACAUAUAUCAAUGCUAAGAUCACCCGAGACUCUUUCUGAGCUAAAUUUGGCACUAAUAAUGGGCGGCUCGACUGUGAUAUCAAUUUCCUCCAUGUGCAAGCUAGGUCAUGUGCUUCAAGAUGUGGUCCGGGUCAAAUUGGGUGAAUUAUGUGAAAGACAGAACAGCGCUGUACGUAAACUGCAACCUUUGCAGGCAUGGAUGCUUCUUCUGGACGCAGGUCUGUGGAGUGGGUUCCAGAGACAGAUGGAGCUUUCGGAAGGCUUCGAGAAAACUGUUGUUACAAUGGUGCGUCGAGGUGGAAUGUUCGGAGCUUCGACAGAUGCCCAAUCUCUGAUUCCUCUCGAAUCUGACGAGGGGCUGGUUCUGGAGAAUAAAUGGAAGAAAUGGUUACAACGAGAAUCUUUCAAAAGACUAUGCAUUCACUUAUUUAUGCACGAUACUCAAGCCUCAAUCGCCCUCCACAAAUGUCCUAUUAUUUCCGCCACAGAAAUCAAAUUUUCACUACCAGUUCCUCGCAUUCUGUAUCAAGCGCGAUCCGCCACAGAGUGGAAAUCCUGUUUCUACGAUCAGAAAUUAUCAAAGCCAGAACCAGCCUUAAAAUUGGUCGAUAUCGCGCGUGACCCAGGUUUGUUAGAGGAUCUCGGCACCGGUGUAGAUGUACCUUUCUGUUGCAUGGCUGCAAUCCACGCAUUCUGGGGUCAGAUAUGGGCCUUUAGAGAAGCUUGGAAGUUUCACUCUGUUGGUGAUGUCAAGACUUCGGUACAUCAUUUGUGGCUCGUGACGCAGCAGCGCGAAUUAUAUCAACAGAUGCAAACAUUUCGCACAAAUUUACUCCGCACACAAGGCACACAAGCUGAACUGCUGAUUACAAUCGAGCUUUUUCUGAUGAUCUUACACGUUUCUACCGAUGAACUCGAGUGUUUUGCGGGGAAACACGGUGAAGAGGCAGCAUCUCAAGCUAUUACUAGCCUAGAGCGUUGGUCUGGUACUGAGCAAUCCAGAAGAGCAGUAUGGCACGCUGGGCAGGUCUUUCGCUGGGCUACAUUGCUGAACCCUACCGACCUCCGUGACUUCUACGCUGUUGCUGUUUAUCAUGCGGGGCUUUUGCUUUGGGUCUAUGGACAUUUAUCAAUAUCCAACAAUAGCACCUCAAAUAAGGCUAGUAAACAGUCUCCAACAGGGCUGGAUCUACUCAAUGAGAGCAUGACCACGCUUGUCAUUAACGGCGAGGAGACAGAUGCCACAACAGCAUAUAUUACUGGCCGACCGACAACCCCAAUUCUAUCGCACGUCUGGAAACCGGUAAGCGCGUUCGAGAACCCCGGGGUAAGUAUGAUGAAGUUCAUUCCAUUAGAAGACCCGAAUGCGAUUCUCAAGAUGGCCCGGGAGUUGUACCAAAACAAUUUCCCCGUGGAAAGCAAGAUAUUACCACCUCUAGUCAAUAACUUGGGUAAGUUGAUGAGGGAUCUUGCUGAAAUGUCAGAGAAGCGGUUUUCAAGAUGUGCGAGUCCAACAGGUCGUGUUAGGACAGCUGGAGAGUGA